AUGUCGGGGCAGAAGGUCCUUACUCUCCUGCUGUUGCUGGCCGGCUUCGUCUCCCCCGGCGGCCCCAGCAGUGCCCGCAGCUGCGGCAGCGCGGCCGAGGAGCUCUGCAACUUCAUCUGCGACUGCGGCAACUGCUCCGACGAGAACCAGUGCGGGUACCUGCAGGGCUCAGCGGUGCUGGGGACCUCCUUUACCUGUGACUUCGAGGACGGUGCCUGUGGCUGGCAGGAUGUGAGCACUUCAGUGUACAGAUGGGUGCGGAACCACGCCAGCCUGGCUGCGUGGGGCACGGGGCCCCACUCGGAUCACACCCUGGGCACCGACCUGGGGUGGUUCAUGCUGACUGUGUCCCCCCCGGCAAAGACUACAGCCACUGCCUGGCUCAGGUCACCUGUGAUGCAGGAAGCAGCCGUCACGUGUGAGAUCAGGGCCUGGUACCACAUCUCAGGCAACGUGCUCAACCAGACAGAGUGGCCAGUGCUGCGCCUGGCCAUGGCACACAGGGAUGAGGUGGUGGAGCUGUGGCAGAGCCCUGGGCAUGGAGGCGAGGGCUGGCACCAGCUGGUUGCGUACCCAGGCCGAGUGACGGGGGAGUUCCAGCUCAUCUUCUCUCUGACACAACCACCCAUGUGUGGGGCACAGCUGGCACUUGAUGACAUAAUCUUCAGGAACUGUGGCUUGCAAGAGCUGGGGCAGCAGGUCUGUGGGGCGGAGGAGAGCACCUGCAGCCGCGGCUCCUGCCUGGCACAGCACCGCUUCUGUGACGGCACCGAUGACUGCGGGGACGGCUCGGAUGAGGAUCCAAUGCAAUGCACAUCCUUCAAGCUCUGCUCCUUCGAGCAGAACCUUUGCAGCUGGGAGGCAGAGCCCGGGCAGUCAGCGUGGGAGAGGAACAUGAGCCUGAACCUGGACACUGUGCAUGGCUUCCCCAGCCGGGACCACAGCAGUAACAGCAGGGCAGGGUUUUUCCUCCACGUGGGCAGCGCCGGUGGCACGGCCCGGCUCAGCAGUGCCACUCUCCAGGCCACCAACUCCUGCUCUCUCGUGCUGUACUGUCACCUCCAUGGCUCAGCCACCAGCAGCCUCAGCAUCUCCUAUGUGACCAACUUCACCAAGCACCUGGUGAAGGAGAGGACAGGAGACCUGGGCAGCCUCUGGGUCCGGGAGAGAGUGGACUUCAACGUGAUGGGCAGCUUCAAGGUGCUGAUCGAGGGAGUGGCUGGCAGCUCAGGGACCGUGGCUAUUGAUGACCUGAUCCUGUCCCCGGGCUGUGUGCAGGAGCCAGGUGAGCCUGAGGGUCUUUCUCCAUCAGAGCAGCCCUCGACGGCGCUGCCGAGCCUGGGGGGAGCCGGGCCCUGCGCGGCCGCGGAGCUGGCGUGUGACAGCGGCGAGUGCAUCGCGGCGGAGCUGGGCUGCGACUUCGCCGCGACCUGCGCCGACGGCUCGGACGAGACGCGCUGCGGAGCAACCACCUUCGAGGAGGGGCCCGGGGGCUGGCACGAUGUCAGCGUGGGGCAGCUGCGCUGGGGGCUGCAGAGCGUCACCGAGCCCCAGCCCGCCAGCACUGUUCUCUCAGGGGUUUUCCUGGCCGUCCAGGCAGGAGAAGGACAAAUGGUGGCUGCUGCCAAGGCCCGCACACCUCUGCUGGGCCCCUCUGGCCCUGCUUGUGCCAUGGAGAUGAGCUAUCACAUCCACAGCAGCCCCCAAGGCUUCCUCGCUGUCAGCAUCGUAGAUCACACCACUGGCACCUCCUAUGUGGCCUGGCACACUGAGGGACAGGGCAGCACAGCCGAGGGACACAUCCACGUCCUGCUGGGAGAGAGGAGCCGACCCUUCCAGGUUGAGCUGCUGGCAUUGGUGGAUCUGCAGAACAUGGCAAGCGCUGCUGUGGAUAACGUGACAUUUGUGCAGUGCCACCCUGACAUGGUGCCACCAACGGCCACGGAACUGUCCUGCAACUUUGAGAAGGGUAUGUGUGGCUGGUACCAGGAUCAGUCCAGUGACUUCAAAUGGGUUCGUGGCACAGGGCAGGGACAGGGCUCUGACCACACCACAGGCUCAGGCUACUUCCUGGUCGCGGAUCCCUCUGCUCUGUGGAGCCGCGGGCAGCGGGCGCUGCUCAUCACCUACCUGCAGGAGCCUGCUGCCACCGAGCGCUGCCUGUCCUUCUGGUACCGCCUGGCUGGCGCGCAGAUCGGCACCCUGAACCUCAAGCUGCGGCUGGAGGGAGCAGAGGAGACAGUGCUCUGGACCCAGCGGGGCACCCAGGGCAGUGUCUGGCACCGGGGACGGGCCACACUGCCCGCUACGGGCCAGCGUCGGUACUGGGUGGCAUUCGAAGCCCUGCGGGAUGGGUUCCUUGGGGACAUGGCGCUGGAUGACCUGACGCUGACAGCGGGACCCUGCGGGGCUGAGCUCUCCUGCUCCUUUGAGGCAGAUGCCUGCGGGCUGGUGGGCAGCGGGUGGCAGGGGUGGUUGCGGCAGAGCAACGGCACCGGCACUGCUGCCGGGCCCCCAGCCGACCACACCACCGGCACUGCAGCAGGCCAUUACCUGGUGGUGAGCACGGGCAGGGACUCCCUGCCCACAGGGCACGUGGCUGCCCUCACCUCCCAGCCCUAUCAGCCCUCAGCGCCUGCCCAGUGCCUGGCCUUCUGGUACCAGCUGAGCACCAGCACUCCAGGCUCCCUCAGGGUGUUUGUGGAGCAGAGUGGGGUGCAGAGGAGGGUGCUGUCUGUGAGCAGUAUGGAAGGGGAUGCCUGGCACCGAGGCCACGCCACUGUGGAGGCAGAUGGGGACUGGCAGGUGAUUUUUGAGGCGGUGGGAGCUGGGGGUGACCGUGGGUACAUUGCGCUGGAUGACCUGCAUGUGUCGGAUGGAGCCUGCCCCGAGCCAGCAUCCUGUGACUUUGAGCAGGACAUGUGUGGCUGGAGCAGCCCCACGGACCCCCGCCUGCACAGCUUUGCCUGGGGCUGGAAGAGUGGGGUCCCCCUCACCAAGUACCCCGGCCCCGAGCAGGAUCACACCCUGGGCACAAAGAAUGGUCACUAUGUGCACUUCGACACCAGUGUGCUGGGCCCGGGGGGCACCACAGCCCUGUUGGAGAGCCAGUAUCUGCCUGCUGCUGCCGACUCCUGCCUGCAGUUCUGGUACCACAUGGACAUCCCAGAGCACCUCUCCUGCGGGGAGCUGCGGGUGGUGCUGCAGAGUGCGGCGGGGCAGCGCACGCUGUGGAGUGCAGCAGGGCACCGGGGCCGGGGCUGGCAGAGUGGUGCAGUGCCGGUGCAGAGCCCUGGCGCCUUCCAGAUCAUCUUUGAGGUGACCACACGGAGGUGGCCAAUGGAGGGGACGGUGGCACUGGAUGACAUCGCUUACAGCGCCGGGGCGAGCUGCCAUUCCAGCCCAGAGCUGCCAGGGCAAGAGCGCUCCCCCGGCAGCUUUGUGGCAGAGACCGUGGUCGGUGUCCUCUUGGCCAUCAUCAUCCUGGCGCUGGCGGCUGCCGGUGGCUGGUGCUGGGUGAAGCGGCGCGGGGUGCCGAGCGCGCCGCCGGCGGAGGGCAGCUCCCCCCAGGGCUUCGACAACAUCACCUUCCGAGACGACAAGGUCAUUAUAGUUCCCAUGCCAAAAGAAAGGGAUGACAAUUGA
This is a messenger RNA of Melopsittacus undulatus (budgerigar), 3645 nucleotides long. RefSeq names its product MAM domain containing 4 (gene MAMDC4). Gene Ontology annotation, cellular component: membrane. Gene Ontology annotation, molecular function: protein binding. The record is from RefSeq and is a predicted model, not a curated record. The transcript has 29 exons. Bases 1 to 3645 code for a protein of 1214 amino acids. NCBI's taxonomy places the organism in Eukaryota, Metazoa, Chordata, Aves, Psittaciformes, Psittaculidae.